Messenger RNA from Spea bombifrons (plains spadefoot toad), 3119 nucleotides. It is a transcript of the gene SLC4A3, whose product is annotated as solute carrier family 4 member 3. The coding region runs from base 1 to 2964 and encodes 987 amino acids. The transcript is spliced from 18 exons. Lineage: Eukaryota; Metazoa; Chordata; Amphibia; Anura; Pelobatidae. Gene Ontology annotation, molecular function: monoatomic anion transmembrane transporter activity; solute:inorganic anion antiporter activity. The record is from RefSeq and is a predicted model, not a curated record. Gene Ontology annotation, cellular component: plasma membrane. Gene Ontology annotation, biological process: regulation of intracellular pH; monoatomic anion transport; transmembrane transport.
AUGAGGACGAUACAAGAAGGCGAUGAAAACGAAGCCAAGGGAGACCUAAUUGUCAGAAAAGAGAGCUCCAGCCGUAACAUGAGAGACUCGGUAGGGUACGAGGACUUUGAAGAAUUUGUCCUGAAUUUUGAUGAUUAUGAUCUUUGGGAAUCCAUCAAAGACCAUCUGACGCAUCCCGAGGAGAACAACAGCGGUCUGACCCUGGAAGAGCCACAGGCCCUACGCAGACAACAUGGGGCAAAGAACAGAAGCAGCCGGAAGGAAGCCUCCGCCAUCCCCCCAAAGCUGCACUGGAACAAGAAGCGUUUUGAUCAAGGACCCCACGAAGUCUUUGUGGAGUUAAAUGAGCUGGUCUGUGAUGGAGUGCAGGAGAUGCAGUGGAAAGAGACGGCCCGCUGGAUAAAAUUUGAGGAGGAUGUGGAGCAGGACACAUCUCGAUGGGGGAAGCCUCAUAUCGCUUCUCUGUCUUUCCGUAGCCUUCUCGAGCUCAGAAAAACCAUAGCACAUGGAGCUGUCCUGCUGGAUCUGGAUCAAACAACUCUGCCAGGGAUUGCGCAGAUGGUGGUGGAGUCGAUGGUAGUUUCCGAGCAGAUCAGGGCAAUUGAUCGCGCCAAUGUGCUGAGGUCCCUUUUGUUGAAGCACAGUCACCCCAAUGACGGAAGAGAUUCACAUCACCCUCGAAACAAUCCCACCGCUAGUGCCGGGAACCAUGCUAUACCUGGCAGUCCACCAAAAGACCCCCAAGUUCCUCAGGACCCUGACAAUAAACAGAAAGCAACAAGCUGUCCGGAAGGGCAUCGAGUUAAACACUGGAAGCUGAUGGAGAAGAUUCCAGAUAAUGCAGAGGCCACGGUUGUUCUUGUUGGUUGCGUAGAAUUCCUGGCCCAUCCCGCCAUGGCUUUUGUCCGCCUGAAUGAGGCUGUCCUACUAGAAUCAGUCCUAGAGGUGCCGAUCCCGGUCCGUUUCCUCUUUUUGUUGCUUGGCCCAACUCAAUCUAAUAUGGACUACCAUGAAAUCGGACGCUCCAUUUCUACUCUCAUGUCGGACAAGGUCUUUCAUGAAGCAGCAUAUAUGGCAGCAGAACGCCAUGACCUCCUCAACGCCAUCAAUGAGUUUCUAGACUGCAGUAUGGUCCUUCCACCGUGUGAAGUCCAGGGCAAGGACUUGCUACGUUCCAUCGUCACCUUUCAGAAGGACUUACUGAGAAAGAGGAAGGAGAGGGAGCAGCGGCGUUCGGCCAGGGAGAACGUAGCCCCGAAAAUUACAGGACAAGUCUCUGCAGGUCAGGUGAAGCAAGACGAUAACGAGGAUGGUGAUAACGAUGGGGACAAUGAACUGGAUCCGCUGGAGCGGUCUGGAUUCCUGUUUGGUGGCUUGGUCCGUGACAUCCGCAGACGUUAUGUCCAAUAUUGGAGCGACAUUAAGGACGGUCUGAAUAGCCAGUGUCUAGCGGCAGCUCUGUUUAUCUAUUUUGCGGCUCUAUCACCGGCCAUUACCUUUGGGGGUCUUCUAGGCGAGAAGACGCAGGGGCUGAUGGGAGUGUCAGAGCUUAUAGUCUGCACCUCGAUUUUGGGGGUCAUCUUCUCACUCCUCGCCGCUCAACCUCUGCUCAUUAUCGGGUUUUCUGGGCCUUUGCUUGUCUUCGAAGAGGCUUUUUUUAAGUUCUGUCAGACACAGGACAUCGAGUACCUGACCGGCCGCGUCUGGAUUGGUUUCUGGCUGAUUCUGUUCAUUCUGGUGAUGGUGGCGGCUGAGGGCAGCUUCCUCGUUCGAUAUAUCUCUCCGUUCACGCAGGAGAUCUUUGCCUUCCUUAUCUCCCUCAUCUUCAUCAAUGAGACAUUUUACAAGCUGUACAAGGUCUUCACCGACCACCCGUUGCUCAGAACCUACCCACCCGGGGGUAGCCGUACUCCUGCCGUGGGUCCAAGAAUGCAGCCAAAUACAGCCCUGCUAUCUCUCAUCCUUAUGUCUGGAACUUUCCUCAUCGCCUUCUUCCUACGCAAAUUCAAGAACAGCCGUUUCCUUGGAGGAAAGGCACGGCGGGUUAUCGGAGAUUUCGGGAUUCCCAUAUCUAUCCUAGUAAUGGUCUUACUUGAUUAUACGAUAACUGACACGUACACUCAGAAACUGAAUGUGCCGUCGGGGCUGUCGGUGACCUCUCCAGGAAAGCGUGGAUGGUUUAUACACCCGCUGGGGUCCUCACGUCCUUUCCCUCUCUGGAUGAUGUUUGCCUCAGCAAUCCCAGCACUUUUGGUAUUUAUUCUCAUCUUUAUGGAAACACAGAUCACCACUUUGAUUGUCAGCCGGAAGGAGAGGCAAUUGCAGAAAGGUAGCGGGUUCCACUCGGACCUGCUGCUUAUUGGGUCACUGGGCGGUCUGUGCGCCCUCUUUGGGUUACCUUGGCUGACGGCAACAACCGUGCGCUCUGUGACCCACGUCAACGCUUUGACUCUGAUGAGCAAAACGGCACCGGGAGAAAGGCCGCGCAUCGCAGAGGUCAAGGAGCAGAGAGUAACUGGAGUACUGAUUUCGGCUCUAGUGGGUCUCUCGAUAGCGAUGGGCGAGAUGUUGCGGCAGAUCCCGCUGGCCGUGCUCUUUGGGAUAUUCCUGUACAUGGGGGUCACGUCGCUUACCGGCAUCCAGCUUUUUGAAAGACUUCUUCUUAUUCUCAUGCACCCCAAGCAUCACCCUGACCACCCCUACGUCGUCAAGGUGUGCACGUGGAGGAUGCACCUCUUCACCUGUGUUCAGCUCUCCUGUAUCGUUAUUCUCUGGGUCGUGAAGUCCUCUCCGGUGUCCCUGGCCUUUCCGUUCCUCCUCAUUCUCACGGUUCCACUCAGACGCUUCAUACUCCCCAGAUUCUUCCACGAGAGAGAGCUGAAAGCCCUGGAUUCCGAAGACGUCGAGCCGAACUUUGACGAAGACGGGCAGGAUGAGUACAAUGAGUUACACAUGCCGGUCUGAGGCUCCGUACCUUCGGGUUUCUGCCUCCUCCCUUCACGUCUUAUUUUGUUUUUGGACGGAAUGGACUUUCUUUCUUAAACAUUCUGUCUUGUUUAGACUUGAUGAUAUAAAGGUACUUUUAUGAGACGUUCCUGCAACUGCUUGUCUCUGUUGAU